Messenger RNA from Lutzomyia longipalpis, 2155 nucleotides. Its product is annotated as vesicular glutamate transporter 1-like. Gene Ontology annotation, biological process: transmembrane transport; monoatomic anion transport. Gene Ontology annotation, molecular function: transmembrane transporter activity. The transcript has 6 exons. Gene Ontology annotation, cellular component: plasma membrane. Bases 580 to 2046 code for a protein of 488 amino acids. The record is from RefSeq and is a predicted model, not a curated record. NCBI's taxonomy places the organism in Eukaryota, Metazoa, Arthropoda, Insecta, Diptera, Psychodidae.
CUUUUUGGGUGAAAUUGCAAGAAAAUUGAUUGAGAAUUAAUUUUCAUAGAAAAUUAGUUGGUGUUCCACUUCGUGGCCAACACCAAGUUUUAAAAGCAUUUUCUUUGUCUUAAAAAUCAGAAAAAUACACUAAUCAAUCAUCGAUGAAAGACACCUCAGUCCUAAUCUUCACAAUCUUUCCGUUUUUUAUGACUUUCUCCGUUUACUCAAAACAUUACUAUAAAAGUUGUUUAAAAAAUAUUCAACAAUACCACACCUGUGUUGUAAAAUAAAUUAAUAAAUCUCUCAAUGUUAAGACCAAACUCUGUGAAAUCCUACCUUCAUGUGAUAAGCAUCGUUCUACUCUAUAAUUCCGUAUUCUUGGCAUUAUCCUCGUCGUCAUGAAGUGUGCAUAUAAUCUAGUUUUACUGUGCUAUAUAGAUAAGUACAUAUAGCCACAAUAGGCGGUAGAUGAGAGCGAUUAAAGUCUGAAAAAAAUCAUUCAUAUCAGUCCAUCAGUCGCUCUUUAAACUCCCGAAGAGAAGCAUCGUGAAUUAUUCUACUUAACAACAACUUUGGGGAUAUUGAGCGUGGAAAAAAAUGGUUAGCAAAAUUAGUGAUACUGAAGAGAGCUGUGAAGAUCUGGCACUGGGGAAGAAUGUUGAGAAAGAAUUCGAUGAGAAGACGCUUCCUUUCUGGAGAAAACGUCGUUACCAUAUUGUUAUCAUGAUGCUCUUUGGCCUAUUCUGCCUCCUCAGCAUGAGAAUGAUUCUCAGUGUGGCCAUUGUGUCCAUGACUAAGACAAACAACAUUACUCUUGACGAUGGUACUGUUGUUGAGGAGCAAGAAUUCGAAUGGAACUCCAAACAGCAAGGACUCAUCCUGAGUUCCUUCUUCUAUGGCUACAUGGCAACUCAACUCAUCUCUGGAUUUCUCUCUGCUCGUUUCGGGGGUCAUUUAGUCUUUGGCAUCAGUGUAUUAGGAACAUCAAUUCUCUCCUUACUACUUCCCUUCGCGGCUGAAAUUCAUCUGAGUGUAUUUAUUGCCGCAAGGAUAUUUCAAGGAUUCUUCGGGGGAGGAGCAUUCACAGCUAUUAUAGCAAUUUUAGCUAAUUGGGCGCCAGUUAAUGAGAGAACAUUUCUAACGAACACCGCUCUAAUGGGCUACUACUUUGGAAAUAUUGCAGCUAUGCUCUUAUCUGGGAUCAUAAUUGUAGCUUGGGGAUGGCGAGUAUUGUUCUAUAUAUUCGGUGCAAUCGGAUGUAUUUGCUACAUAUGUUGGAUUUUAGUAGUGAAAGAAAGCCCAAAGCAUGAUUCCUUCAUAACAGAAGCAGAAAAAAAGUUCAUCAUAUCAAGCAUUGGGGAGCGCAAGAGUAAAAAAAUUUCUCACCCAUGGAAAGAUAUGUUAACAUCCCUUCCAGUUUGGGCUAUAGCAGUUGGGCAUUUCACAACAAUGUGGGGACAGUUUACAUUGCAAACGCAGCUACCAACAUUCCUCAAUGAUAUCUUCAACUACAACAUAGAAAAAACGGGUAUUUUAUCGGCUAUACCAUACAUGUUGCUAGCGUCGAUGCUCUCAAUUACAGGAUACUUUGCAGAUUGGUUACAGGUGAAAGGUUACCUGACAACAGGACAAGUUCGACGCUACUUCAAUUGCUUCACAUACCUAACUCAAAUGAUCUUUAUGCUGCUUGUUGCAUUCAAUACAAAUCCCGUCCUUACUAUUGUGUACCUAACUCUAGGAGUUGGUGUUGAUGCCUUUACAUGGUCAGGUUAUGCAAUCAAUGCUCUUGAUUUAGCACCCUCCCACGCAGCAAUUAUUAAAGGCAUCGGCAUUACUCUGGGUGGAUGUUCGGGAAUUUUAAGCCCACUCCUGUCAGGCUACAUUGUAACGGACAAGAGUCGUGAACAGUGGCAGCUUGUCUUUUUCAUAGCAGCUGGAAUUUAUUUAUUUGGAGCAGUAUUUUCAUGGCUUUUUGUUAGAGGAUCCAUCCAGCCGUGGGCUAAGAUUGAUCUUGAAGAAAUGGAAAGGAGAAAUGAAGCAAGUAGAUGUAAUAGAACUUCUUAAGACCGAAAGUAUUUCAAAUAUUUCUCUUAAUCAGGUUUAAAAGAUUAUGUAAUCUAAUUUUUUUUGUUAUCUUAUUUCUUGGACAAUAAAGAUAAGUUUCCAUUGGAAA